Molecule: messenger RNA, 2346 nt
Organism: Penicillium alfredii
Lineage: Eukaryota; Fungi; Ascomycota; Eurotiomycetes; Eurotiales; Aspergillaceae
Gene: hdaA
Product: histone deacetylase hdaA
Exons: 15
Coding region: 1-2346 (781 amino acids)
Biological process (GO): chromatin organization
Cellular component (GO): histone deacetylase complex
Molecular function (GO): histone deacetylase activity
Source: RefSeq, a predicted model, not a curated record
AUGGAAACAGACGAGGACACUGUUAUGGGGGACCCCCAGAAGCGCCCUUCUCUUCCUUCCCACCCUUCUCUUAACCAUCUUCCCCCCCCUACCCAUCUCUCUUCCAGUGCAGAUCCUGCUUUGGCACCAUCUGCCCUUUCACAGAAUUUACCUGCAUCUCCCUCCCCUGGUUCCGAGACACCACAGACCUCAGACUCGAUUGGCCCAGACGGAAUGCCUCGACGCCGUCGCCGAGGUAGCAGCCGGGGCAAUGUGGCUGCCCGGGCCUAUGGUCCUGCUGAAAGCCUGCCUGUCAGGCGGGAUAGUCUUUUGGAGCCAAAUUCAGACUGGUCUGACGAUGAGAAAGUGAAGGCCAAAGCCGGCCUUCCGGUUGGCUCACUUCCCACGGGCUACUGCUAUGAUCCGCGGAUGCGGUAUCAUUGUGAGGUCCGCCCCACCGCAGAUGUACACCCUGAGGAUCCCAGACGCAUCUACUACAUCUUCAAAGAAUUCUGUCUCGCUGGCCUUGUGAAUCACCCCGAGGCUACUCAUCCGUUGGCUCCCCAGACAAUGGUGCGGAUCCACGCCCGUGAUGCCACCGAGGAAGAGAUUGUUCUUGUCCACACCGAAGCUCAUUAUGCAUUUGUCCAGAGCACCAAAGAUAUGAGUGAUGGCCAGCUGGUGGAUUUGGAGCACAACCGUGAUUCUAUCUACUUCAACAAACUUACAUUUGCGUCUUCCCUCUUGUCUGCUGGAGGCGCCAUCGAGACUUGCAAAGCCGUCGCCCAGCGCAAGGUGAAGAAUGCAAUUGCUGUUGUUCGCCCUCCUGGUCAUCAUGCCGAGUACAACAAGACCAUGGGAUUCUGCCUGUUUAACAAUGUGUCAGUUGCCGCACGGGUUUGCCAGAAGGAGCCGAACUGCCGCAAGAUUAUGAUUCUGGACUGGGACGUUCAUCAUGGCAACGGCAUCCAGAAGGCGUUUUACAAUGACCCCAACGUCCUCUACAUUUCCAUUCAUGUUCACCAAAACGGCAAGUUUUAUCCCGGAGGCGACGAAGGAGAUUGGGACCACUGUGGUGAGGGCCCUGGACUCGGAAAGAACAUCAACAUCCCUUGGCCUGAUCAAGGCAUGGGCGAUGGAGACUAUAUGUUCGCUUUCCAGCAAGUUGUGAUGCCCAUUGCUCAGGAAUUCGACCCUGAUAUGGUGAUUGUUGCGGCUGGAUUUGACGCCGCUGCCGGGGAUGUACUAGGCGGCUGCUUCGUCUCCCCUCCAUGCUAUGCUCAAAUGACCCACAUGCUCAUGACUCUGGCCAACGGCAAAGUUGCAAUCUGCUUGGAGGGAGGCUACAAUUUCCGAUCGAUUUCCAAGUCGGCUUUGGCAGUGGCCAAGACUCUGAUGGGAGAACCGCCCGAACGUUUGCUGGUUACCUCCGCCACUGAGCAUGCCAUUGGAACUGUCCGCCAGGUGGCGGCAAUCCAAUCCCAGUACUGGCGUUGCAUGUUCCCCAAGGCACCCGCGCAUUCCGUUUGGGCCGACCGACUUCAUGAUAUCCUUCGCACAUACCAGAGCAAGCAACUCUAUGACAAACACAAACUCACCCCGCUGUACAUCUACCGCACGGGUAUUUCCAAGUCGUUUGAGAACCAGGUUCUGGCAAGCCCCAAUUAUUACCAGAAAGUGCCGUUGGUUGUUAUCUUCCAUGACCCUCCCGAGAUCAUGUCCCAGCCUCAUCCAGUGACCAACCGGCUGGAAGCUCAUAACACCUGGAUGGCCGAUGUGCAGCGAGAGUACAUCGCAUGGAUUGUGAGCAAAGGCUACGGCGUAAUCGACGUGAACAUUCCCAAGCACGUUACCAAGGAGCCGGCUUCCGGGAAAUAUGAAAAAGAAGAUGAGGAUCGUCCCUCUGCCACCGAAGAGCUGGCAAGCUAUCUGUGGGACAACUACAUUGAACCCAACGACACCGGCCCUGUCUUCUUCGUGGGCAUCGGCAACGCCUUUUUCGGAGUGGCCAAUCUUUUGAUGAACAGAGAGGGACUGUACAAGCACAUCAACGGGGUCAUCUCCUUUGUGGCAGAGACUCCAGUCCGCGCGAUCGCGUCGCACACUCAGACCUGGUUGUCGAAAUGGUACCGCGAAAAUUCCCUGGUUUUCGUAUCGAGCACCCACGGCCUGUGGGUGAACACGGAACGAAAGCAGCACCUUCGGCGCUAUGGCGGGCUGGUGAAGUCGCCCAGCUCCGGAUUGAGUGAGAUGAUGGCGCAGCACAAGGAUCGUGUCUUUGACUGGCUUGCCGAGCGUGCCGAUGCUGAGCCCGAGGAAGAAGAAGAAGAAGAAGACGCCGACAAGGAUACUGCGAUGAAGGACUAA